Lymnaea stagnalis (great pond snail) is the source of this 9279-nucleotide messenger RNA. Lineage: Eukaryota; Metazoa; Mollusca; Gastropoda; Lymnaeidae. The record is from the annotation of a GenBank genome assembly.
UUCUUUGCAGGUAUCGAGCUGGUCGGCCCCACCAAGCGGACGUUCACUGGUAUCGUGGUGGAGAUGUACUGGUGCGCUGGGAUCUUCUUGUUGCUGCCCAUCGCUUACUUCAUACGGGACUGGCGCAACAUCCAGCUCGUCUUGUGCCUGUGCACCAUUCCUAUGUUCUCUUUGUGGUGGUAAGGAUUCUUUCAGUCUUGUGCCUGUGCACCAUUGCUAUGUUCUCUCUGUGGUUGUAAGGAUUCUUGCAAUCACUUAACAGUUUGAAUUUCAUGUACGCAACCACGACACCAUUAAAAAAAGUAAUUCAGAUUAGUGAUUUAAACUAUCCCGUCAAUUCAUGAUGUUCGUCUCACAGGAGCAAACAUUUUUAAACUUUAACCCCUCUUACUUUGUCGGAUUAGGCUAAUUUGAGAGAUUUAAGACAAUGAAGACUACUUAGCUGUUCCCUAUUUUAUAUCAGCUAAUGAUUCAAAGGUAUUUUUAUUGCAGUGAAUCCCUUUAAUCCAAGGUAGCUCUAAAUAGUUUUCAUAAUUCCUUUCAUUAAUUAAAACAAAAGUUUUUACUGAUAGCAACUCAUAAAAAUUCCUUUUUCCAUUAAACAUGAAGCUGAUUCCCCUAGAAGCCUAACCACGACUCAAAAAUUAUGCUGAAAUCAAAUUAAAAUACAGCGUGUCUGUUAGCGUUUCUCUUUGAUUUCUGGAGAGAAAAAAAAAAUUGUUGCUUAAGACUAUAGUUUAGUUUUCCCUUCUGAUGUUUUUAGGCUGAUUCCCGAAUCUCCCAGAUGGUUGCUAGACAAGCGGCGCUACUCUGAGGCCGAGAACGUCUUGCAGAAGAUCUGCGCGUCCAACAAGACGAAGCUUCCGGUCGGCGCGGUGGACGCCAAAACGGCCGACGAAGGCCCGCAGGCCAAGAUCUGGAAUAUGUUCACACACCGCGUGCUCUUCAUCAGGACGUUCAUCAUCUUCUUUAAUUGGUCAGUUUUAAAAUAAAUCAACUCCAAGUGUUUAGGCUCUUCCAUGAAUGCGUCUAUCAAUUUCAAUGACAGCAGCACUGACUUUAAUUAAUUAAUCAGUGACAAUCAUGUCAAUGGGCUGAACCAAGAAUGGCAUUAGGAUGAAUGAAAAUAUCACAAAUGGAAUUCAUACGUUGAUCGGAAUAUUGAAAUUAAAUUGCAGGACGACGUCAUAACCCUAUUGAGGGUAACGACCAUUUUUGUUCACGAAAAGCUGGUGUGGUAGCGGGUCCAUUAAGAUCGUCCUCUGUGGUAGCGGGUCCAUUAAGAUCGUCCUCUGUGGUAGCGGGUACAUUAAGAUCGUCCUCUGUGGUAGCGGGUACAUUAAGAUCGUCCUCUGUGGUAUUGGGUACAUUAAGAUCGUCCUCUGUGGUAUUGGGUACAUUAAGAUCGUCCUCUGUGGUAUUGGGUCCAUUAAGAUCGUCCUCUGUGGCAUUGGGUACAUUAUGAUUGUCAUCUGUGGUAUUGGGUCCAUUAAGAUUGUACUCUGUGUUUUUGGGUCCAUUAAGAUCGUCCUCUGUGGUAUUGGGUCCAUUAAGAUCGUCCUCUGUGGUAGCGGGUACAUUAAGAUCGUCGUCUGUGGUAGCGGGUCCAUUAAGAUCGUCCUCUGUGGUAGCGGGUCCAUUAAGAUCGUCCUCUGUGAUAGCGGAUCCAUUAAGAUCGUCAUCUGUGGUAGCGGGUACAUUAAGAUCGUCCUCUGUGGUGCGGGUCCAUUAAGAUCGUCCUCUGUGGUAGCGGGUACAUUAAGAUCGUCCUCUGUGGUAGCGGGUACAUUAAGAUCGCCCUCUGUGGUAGCGGGUACAUUAAGAUCGUCCUCUGUGGUAGCGGGUCCAUUAAGAUCGUCCUCUGUGGUAGCGGGUACAUUAAGAUCGUUCUCUGUGGUAGCGGGUACAUUAAGAUCGUCCUCUGUGGUAGCGGGUAUAUUAAGAUCGUCCUCUGUGGUAGCGGGUCCAUUAAGAUCGUCCUCUGUGGUAGCGGGUACAUUAAGAUCGUCCUCUGUGGUAGCGGGUACAUUAAGAUCGUCCUCUGUGGUAGCGGGUCCAUUAAGAUCGUCCUCUGUGAUAGCGGGUACAUUAAGAUCGUCCUCUGUGGUAGCGGGUACAUUAAGAUCGUCCUCUGUGGUAGCGGGUCCAUUAAGAUCGUCCUCUGUGGUAGCGGGUACAUUAAGAUCGUCCUCUGUGGUAUUGGGACCAUGAAGAUCGUCCUCUGUUGUAGCGUGUCCAUUAAGAUCGUCAUCUGUGGUAGCGGGUACAUUAAGAUCGUCCUCUGUGGUAGCGGGUCCAUUAAGAUCGUCCUCUGUGGUAGCGGGUACAUUAAGAUCGUCCUCUGUGGUAGCGGGUACAUUAAGAUCGUCCUCUGUGGUAGCGGGUACAUUAAGAUCGUCCUCUGUGGUAGCGGGUACAUUAAGAUCGUCCUCUGUGGUAGCGGGUACAUUAAGAUCGUCCUCUGUGGUAGCGGGUACAUUAAGAUCGUCCUCUGUGGUAGCGGGUACAUUAAGAUCGUCCUCUGUGGUAGCGGGUACAUUAAGAUCGUCCUCUGUGGUAGCGGGUACAUUAAGAUCGUCCUCUGUGGUAGCGGGUACAUUAAGAUCGUCCUCUGUGGUAGCGGGUACAUUAAGAUCGUCCUCUGUGGUAGCGGGUACAUUAAGAUCGUCCUCUGUGGUAGCGGGUACAUUAAGAUCGUCCUCUGUGGUAGCGGGUACAUUAAGAUCGUCCUCUGUGGUAGCGGGUACAUUAAGAUCGUCCUCUGUGGUAGCGGGUACAUUAAGAUCGUCCUCUGUGGUAGCGGGUACAUUAAGAUCGUCCUCUGUGGUAGCGGGUACAUUAAGAUCGUCCUCUGUGGUAGCGGGUACAUUAAGAUCGUCCUCUGUGGUAGCGGGUACAUUAAGAUCGUCCUCUGUGGUAGCGGGUACAUUAAGAUCGUCCUCUGUGGUAGCGGGUACAUUAAGAUCGUCCUCUGUGGUAGCGGGUACAUUAAGAUCGUCCUCUGUGGUAGCGGGUACAUUAAGAUCGUCCUCUGUGGUAGCGGGUACAUUAAGAUCGUCCUCUGUGGUAGCGGGUACAUUAAGAUCGUCCUCUGUGGUAGCGGGUACAUUAAGAUCGUCCUCUGUGGUAGCGGGUACAUUAAGAUCGUCCUCUGUGGUAGCGGGUACAUUAAGAUCGUCCUCUGUGGUAGCGGGUCCAUUAAGAUCGUCCUCUGUGGUAGCGGGUCCAUUAAGAUCGUCCUCUGUGGUAGCGGGUCCAUUAAGAUCGUCCUCUGUGGUAGCGGGUCCAUUAAAAUUGUCAUCUGUGGUAGCGGGUCCAUUAAAAUUGUCAUCUGUGGUAGCGGGUACAUUAAGAUUGUCAUCUGUGGUAGCGGGUCCAUUAAGAUUGUCAUCUGCGGUAUUGGGUACAUUAAGAUCGUCCUCUGCGGUAUUGGGUACAUUAAGAUCGUCCUCUGUGGUAUUGGGUCCAUUAAGAUCGUCCUCUGUGGUAUUGGGUACAUUAAGAUCGUCCUCUGUGGUAUUGGGUACAUUAAGAUCGUCCUCUGUGGUAUUGGGUACAUUAAGAUCGUCCUCUGUGGUAUUGGGUACAUUAAGAUCGUCCUCUGUGGUAUUGGGUCCAUUAAGAUCGUCCUCUGUGGUAUUGGGUACAUUAAGAUCGUCCUCUGUGGUAUUGGGUACAUUAAGAUCGUCCUCUGUGGUAUUGGGUACAUUAAGAUCGUCCUCUGUGGUAUUGGGUACAUUAAGAUCGUCCUCUGUGGUAUUGGGUCCAUUAAGAUCGUCCUCUGUGGUAUUGGGUACAUUAAGAUCGUCCUCUGUGGUAUUCCCAUGUAAUUCUAGCAGGAGACACCAUGCGGGUACAUUAAGAUCGUCCUCUGUGGUAGCGGGUCCAUUAAGAUCGUCCUCUGUGGUAGCGGGUCCAUUAAGAUCGUCCUCUGUGGUAGCGUGUACAUUAAGAUCGUCCUCUGUGGUAGCGGGUCCAUUAAGAUCGUCCUCUGUGAUAGCCGGUCCAUUAAGAUCGUCAUCUGUGGUAGCGGGUCCAUUAAGAUCGUCCUCUGUGGUAGCGGGUCCAUUAAGAUCGUCCUCUGUGGUAGCGGGUACAUUAAGAUCGUCCUCUGUGGUAGCGGGUCCAUUAAGAUCGUCCUCUGUGGUAGCGGGUACAUUAAGAUCGUCCUCUGUGGUAGCGGGUCCAUUAAGAUCGUCCUCUGUGGUAGCGGGUCCAUUAAGAUCGUCAUCUGUGGUAGCGGGUCCAUUAAGAUCGUCCUCUGUGGUAGCGGGUCCAUUAAGAUCGUCGUCUGUGGUAGCGGGUCCAUUAAGAUCGUCCUCUGUGGUAGCGGGUUCAUUAAGAUCGUCCUCUGUGGUAGCGGGUACAUUAAGAUCGUCCUCUGUGGUAGCGGGUACAUUAAGAUCGUCCUCUGUGGUAGCGGGUACAUUAAGAUCGUCCUCUGUGGUAGCGGGUACAUUAAGAUCGUCCUCUGUGGUAGCGGGUACAUUAAGAUCGUCCUCUGUGGUAGCGGGUACAUUAAGAUCGUCCUCUGUGGUAGCGGGUACAUUAAGAUCGUCCUCUGUGGUAGCGGGUACAUUAAGAUCGUCCUCUGUGGUAGCGGGUACAUUAAGAUCGUCCUCUGUGGUAGCGGGUACAUUAAGAUCGUCCUCUGUGGUAGCGGGUACAUUAAGAUCGUCCUCUGUGGUAGCGGGUACAUUAAGAUCGUCCUCUGUGGUAGCGGGUACAUUAAGAUCGUCCUCUGUGGUAGCGGGUACAUUAAGAUCGUCCUCUGUGGUAGCGGGUACAUUAAGAUCGUCCUCUGUGGUAGCGGGUACAUUAAGAUCGUCCUCUGUGGUAGCGGGUACAUUAAGAUCGUCCUCUGUGGUAGCGGGUACAUUAAGAUCGUCCUCUGUGGUAGCGGGUACAUUAAGAUCGUCCUCUGUGGUAGCGGGUACAUUAAGAUCGUCCUCUGUGGUAGCGGGUACAUUAAGAUCGUCCUCUGUGGUAGCGGGUACAUUAAGAUCGUCCUCUGUGGUAUUGGGUACAUUAAGAUCGUCCUCUGUGGUAUUGGGUACAUUAAGAUCGUCCUCUGUGGUAUUGGGUACAUUAAGAUCGUCCUCUGUGGUAUUGGGUCCAUUAAGAUCGUCCUCUGUGGCAUUGGGUACAUUAAGAUUGUCAUCUGUGGUAUUGGGUCCAUUAAGAUCGUCCUCUGUGGCAUUGGGUACAUUAUGAUUGUCAUCUGUGGUAUUGGGUCCAUUAAGAUUGUACUCUGUGUUUUUGGGUCCAUUAAGAUCGUCCUCUGUGGUAUUGGGUACAUUAAGAUUGGCAUCUGUGGUAUUGGGUCCAUUAAGAUCGUCCUCUGUGGUAUUGGGUACAUUAAGAUCGUCAUCUGUGGUUGUGGGGAGAUUGAGAUUAUAAUCUGUGGUAGCGGGGAUAUUUCUCAAGUAUUUCUAAUGGUGUAUUGUGCAAUUCAAAUAUGCAUCAAACCAUUUCCAAUAUCAACCACCACACAUAGUCCUUACCCACGCCGACUCCUAGACUUACGUCACGAAUAUCGGCUUUUUACAUUUGGCUGGUUGAUGAAGAUUGCCGGUAUAUCUCUCUUGUAGUCCUCUUUUAAAAAAUAAAAAUAAAAUUUCAGGUUGGCUGUGAACCUACUGUAUUACGGCCUCAGCUUGAACAUUGACAACCUGGCAGGUUCCACCUACCUCAACUACCUAAUCCUCACGAUGGUGGAGUUCGUCGCCUACAUCAUGUGUCUGCUGCUGCUGGACAGGACAGGGAGGAAACGGCUGUACUGUGUUUGUAUGUUCACUGGAGCCACGGCCUGUUUGGCCGUCAUCUUACCGAUAUCACUUGGUGACGAAAGUAAGUCACGGUUUUUGAGCUGGCUAAAUUUAUUAUUAUUUGUUAUGUGUGUUAGCAAAAAGCAAAUAAUUGUUAAUUUAAUAUACCAAAACCAAAAGAUAACAUUUAAAACUAGGAAAGAAAAUUCAAUAGCCUCCCAGGGCCGGCGCUAGGAGGGUGCGGGGCCUUGGGCAAAUUGAAUUUUAUGGGGCCGUUGACGUUAUAUAUUCCGCGGAUAGGAUGUUAAGACACGUUAUAGUCGUAAUGGGACGCGUCAUAAAGGAUAUUUGUUCACUCGCUUAGUUUCCGAAAUUUCUAUUUUUUCCUAUAACAGUUAAUGGCCCUGGCCCAAAUUACUCUUCGCGGCUCCAUUGUUACCAAUAUGAAGGUUGUAAAAAGCGAAUAGCAAAACACGAAACUGAAUGAGCCAUUUUAAUCUGGACACAAGCAAAACAAGCGAGACUGACCUUCAGACCAUUUGACUAUCUAAUAACUCCGAAUAUUGUGUUGACUGGAUUAGGAACUAUUAGUAGGAUUAGGUAUAUUAUAAACAUGCUAAGGCAACGCGCGGGGCCCACUCCGCCAUCCCCUCGCGCCGGCCCCGAGGCUCCCAUAUUAUGUUUAUUCUAUUUUGUUGUAUAUUUUUGUACACCUAAAUUAACACAGAUUUUAUAGUAAAUAUUGAUUUAAUUUUUAUCCGUUAUUUUAAGGAUAUAUUUAAUGUUACUUUAAAAUAAAUGGAGCUCCAUGUUGAUACGUUUUUAAAAGCUUUUAAUGAUGGACAGAAUACGUUAUAUUAGCUGUCGUAAAGUAGGCACUGGAGAGGUUAACCAUCACAAAGUAGGCAUAGGAGAGUUCAGCAGUCAUAAAGUAGACAAGGAGGAUUCAGAUGUCAUAAAUUAGGCAUAGAAGAGGUCAUCAACUAAGAUAAUAUUACAAAAUACUAAUUUAUACCACGUGAAAAAUAGAGAUACAAAAGGCGUAAUCUAGCUCGAAACAUCUUACCCUGUUCAAAUGAGAUAUACUCUUUCCUUUCCAGUAGUCCUUAUAGUAUUUCAAGCCUUUUAUAAAACACAUUCAAGCCUUUUAUAAAACACAUCCAAGCCUUUUAUAAAACACAUCCAAGCCUUAUAUAAAACACAUCCAAGCCUUUUAUAAAAGACAUCCAAGCCUUAUAUAAAACACAUCCAAGCCUUUUAUAAGACACAUCCAAGCCUUUUAUAACACACAUCAAGACAGUUUGAUGCCUAAUUUCCACCAGGUCACCUUUGGAUAGCGACUGUCCUCGCCAUGGUCGGUAAGCUUUGUGCCUCCGGCUGUUACGCCAUUCUGUACAUCAUGUCUGCAGAGCUGUUUCCGACGGUCAUGAGGAACUCUGGGAUCGGCUGCUGCUCCAUAUUUGAAAAUCUCGGAGGGAUGGUCUCCCCUUACAUCGCUGACAUGGUAAGGGAUUCUUUUUUUAAGGGCAGACAAUCAUAAAUACACCUUCAUCAACUCAAUGUGAAAUCAAAAUAUCCUGCAUCUGAUGGUUAGUUAUGAUUAACAGAACUGCAUGCUACUGAAGACAAAUGAACACAAUAAAACAUUUAUCGUUGCCAUUUUGCUUUUUUCAAGAUUUGCGACGAGCAGUCAUUUCCUUUUAUGUUCCAGGGUUUGAUGAUUGGCGGCGCCUUCGCUCAGGGCCUCCCCAUGAUGGUGUUCGGUGCCGUCAGCAUACUGGCUGGGGCUCUUUCCAUCGCACUUCCGGAAACGUUGCACAGAACUCUCCCCGAGACGAUACAAGACGCCAUCGACUUUGACAAGUAGGUUGUGGAGUAGGUUGUGGGAGUAGGUUGUGGUGUAGGUUGUGGAGUAGGUUGUGGGAGUAGGUUGUGGAGGAGUUUGUGGAGUAGGUCAUGGAGUAGGUUGUGGAGUAGGUUGUGGAGUAGGUUUUAGAUUAGGUUGUGGAUAGGUUGUGGAGUAGGUUGUGGCGUAGGUUGUAGAGUAAGUUGUGGAAUAGGUUGUGGAGUAGGUUGUGGAGGAGGUUAUGGAGUAGGUUGUGGAGUAGGUUGUGGAGUAGGUUGUGGAAUAGGUUGUGGCGUAGGUUGUGGAGUAGGUUGUAGAAUUGUAUGACAGGCCCGCGGACUGACUGAUGACGUAUGCUGAGCCAGCGCGUUUUUUGUUGUUUAAAAACUUAGAUGAACUCUCUACUAUUUAAUUUAUUCCACAAUCUCAAACUCUAAGGUCCAUCUUUGAUCACUUCAAGGUUUAUAAAUCAGAUUUGCUGUAGCAGAGCUGAGAAAUCUACACCAUUUUGGUUUCAUGUAGUUAACCUAAUCGUUUAUUUGCAUAGUGUAACAGAUUCUUCCUGAAUCAAUCUUUAAAAUGGUUUGCAAUGUUACACAGAUAAUAUUUUACUUAUAGCAACUUGAUUUACAAAAAAAUAAUAUUUUCCCAUUUUUAAAGUUAACCAUUUCAUACGUGUCCUAUCUGCUGCGGAAUGCUCUUAGCCUAUAGGUUCUUAUCUUAUUGUCCUACCUAUGGAUUCAAGCUUCCACACACCUUGUACUAUUUCUUUCACUCGGCUUGAACGCAUUCCUUCAUUUAUUAUUCAUAUUUAUAAUAGCAUAUGAAAAUGAUUCAAUCUUGUAUUUAAAAUGCACCUUCUAUCCGUAUUUCGCAAUCUCUUCCCUUUUCAGAAAGACCAAGUCUAACAAAAACGGUCAUAUUCCCAAAGCAGAAGAUUUAGAAUUGCAAGUUCCGCUGACCACAGACAAAGUAUGACCGGCGCUUGAGGAUCUACAAACACCACCACCAACAGAAUGUGUUACUUGCAACGAACCCGAAACACAUUCACAAUCCUGGAACAUUGAAUAGGAGACCGAAAAAACCCACCCCGGUAGAUGCUGCUGUUAGAAAUAACAUUAUUGGCUACACCAAGCGGACCACAGUCCACAUAGUACGCUGAAGUCACGGACCACAGUCCACAUAGUACGCUGAAGUCACCAUAGUUUGUCAUUGUCACGCAGCCGGAGACCGGAAGCCAGACGGAGUUGGAAAGAUGAUCAAGAAACUUUUUUUGUUAAUUGGAAAAUGACAUGUUGACAAGGAUUUUUUCACCAUAAUACGAAACAAGGAUUAGACUUAGAGUAGAAUUAACGCUUAGUGCAGAUAAAACUACAUAAGAGAAAAGAGAUAGAGGUGAGAGAGAAAAGAGAGAGAGAGAGAGAAAGAGAAAUGAGAGAGACGGGCAAGAGAAGAGAGCGAGAGGAAGAGUGAGAGAAAGAGAGGAAAAGGCCAGAUAGAUCGAUAGAAAAAGAGAGAGAUACAGCGAGAGAUAGAGGAAGAGGGCAAGAGAGAGUAAGGGAACAAGAGAGAGAAAGAGAAGCGAGAGAGGGGAAGAGAGGCGAGCGAGAGAAUAAGAGUGAGGCGAGAGACAAAGAAAGGGACAGAAAUAGAGCUAGAGGGGAA